GAGCACAUGCACACGGUUCAGCAGGAGCAGCAAGCACAGGGCAGUGGCAGAUGGCAGCAAGAAGCCGUUCUGCUGGUCCUGCCCCUUGUGGUGUCCCUCCUCAAUGCCUUGAUGCCCCACCUGUUCAACCUGCUGGCCAUGUGGGAGAAGCAGGACUCCCCAGUGACACAGGUCUCCGUGGCCAUCUUCAGGAACCUCAUCCUGAAGGUGGUGAUUCUCAGCCUGCUGUGCUACCACUGGCUCAGCCGGAGCGUUAUCUGCUCAACAGAGGAGUGCUGGGAGACGUGUGUGGGGCAGGAGCUGUAUCGCUUCAUGGUGAUGGAUUUCAUUUUCACCCUGCUGGACACGCUCUUCGGGGAGCUCAUCUGGAGGCUGAUUCUGGAGAAGAGGCUGAAGACAAAGCAGAGGCCGGAGUUUGACAUCGCCCGAAAUGUGCUGGAGCUGAUCUAUGGGCAGACCCUGACCUGGCUGGGCGUUCUCUUCGCUCCGCUCCUGCCAGCCGUGCAGAUGCUGAAGCUGCUGCUGCUGUUCU
Molecule: messenger RNA, 532 nt
Organism: Zonotrichia albicollis (white-throated sparrow)
Lineage: Eukaryota; Metazoa; Chordata; Aves; Passeriformes; Passerellidae
Source: RefSeq, a predicted model, not a curated record